Messenger RNA from Eucalyptus grandis, 1018 nucleotides. Its product is annotated as putative invertase inhibitor. Gene Ontology annotation, biological process: negative regulation of catalytic activity. NCBI's taxonomy places the organism in Eukaryota, Viridiplantae, Streptophyta, Magnoliopsida, Myrtales, Myrtaceae. The record is from RefSeq and is a predicted model, not a curated record. The transcript has a single exon. Gene Ontology annotation, molecular function: enzyme inhibitor activity. The coding region runs from base 354 to 944 and encodes 196 amino acids.
GUACAAUUCUUUUGGAUGUUAUUCAGACAUGCAGAUGGAGAAGGACGCCUUCAGUGCUUUCGCAUGUAGGUUUGCAGAUAAUGCUAUCUGCACAUGCACAAUGCCACCUGGAAGCUAUCUUUGAAGGCAAGCGCAGGGAAGCUUUUGGGAACUUCUCUUCUACCACACGCAUGGUGGGAAAAGAAAGAAAGAGAAUGAACAGCAAACUGGAAAAGAAGAAGAAGAUGGAUUCCACGUCAAGCAACACAGGAGGUGGACGACACCCCUCGUGUGCACUAAUCAUAUCUCCAUCUCGCAUAUUCCACUUAUAUACAGAAAAGGAGGCAAACUGAAAACCCUAGCUACAGAGAGAGAUGGCUUCGCAUAUUCCUUCCUCAAAGAAAGCAUUCACGUUCAUCGUAACCACAAUCACGAUCGUCGACUUUGUACUCCGGGCUUCCUCAGCAGUCUCCGCAGUCGACGACAGCAGUCCAAAUAGAGGAGACCUGGUGUCGGCAGCCUGUAGCCACACUUUGUACUUCGACAUUUGCGUAUCUUCGCUCCGAUCUGACCCUCGCACCGAUGUGACGGUCGAUCUUGCGGGGCUUGCCACCAUUGCGCUGGACCAGAGCAUUGCCCAUGGUGAGCGAACCAUCUCAGUCAUCGUCGACGCACUGAGGGCCAAUGGCUCUUCCGGUGCUGAUCAGUCCACGUUGAGAUGCUUGAGCGACUGCAACGAGGAGUACAGCGAUGCCGUCGCGAGUCUCAAGGAGUCAGCACGGGCCAUGAAGGAGAGGGAUUUUGACACAGUGAACUCGCUCGUGUCUGCUGCUAUGACGGACUCCGGCACAUGCAAGGACGGUUUGAAGGAGAUGGCGAUCUACGACUCUUCGUUAAGCCAGAGGAACAAGCGGUUUUUCAAGUUGUGCAGUAACUUCCUGGCGAUCUCGAGGCUUUUGAUUUGAUCCAUUAUAUUAUUGUAUCUAUAAUUUGCUCGAAACCAAUUAGUUUAUAACGAGUAAGAAGUAUAUUUGGUACA